CUUAACGACACUCGCCGUGUAAGCUACUUGAAAUUCCAAUGCUAACCAACUUUAGCCAGCUUGCUAACGUGUAACUGAGCGACUGUGAAGAACUACAUGUAAAGCGGUAUAGCUGGAUUUAAAUACAUAAAUGAUACACAUCUCCAAAAGAGGUAUAUUGUAAAAUUCGUCUUCAUGCUUGCUACUGCGCGUGUCUCUGCUACUGCAACCAGGACAUGUCCAGUUAGCCAGAACGCAGCACUUGGUGGAUAACGAACCCUGGCAGAGCUAGCGAGUCAGCCCGCUUGGACUGGGUCUGCUUUGAGGGAUUUGAACAGGUUUCGUCGCUCAGUGGACAGUGAAGCCGGAUGCUGUGACUACCAUGAGUCCCGCAGGCUGCCCCCAUGUCAACGGCUUCAAAGUGGACAACUGGAAGCAGAACCUGAGGGUCAUUUAUCAGUGUUUCGUGUGGAGUGGUUCAGCUGAGACCAGAAAACGCAAGGCCAAGUCAUGUAUCUGCCACAUGUGCGGCGCCCACCUCAACAGACUCCACUCCUGCCUCUACUGCGUCUUCUUCGCCUGCUUUGCCAAAAAACACAUCCACGAACAUGCCAAGAGCAAAAGGCAUAACCUAGCUAUCGACCUGCUGUACGGGGGAAUUUACUGCUUUAUGUGCCAAGACUACAUUUACGACAAAGAGAUGGAACAGAUCGCCAAAGAGGAACAAAGGAAGGCCUGGAAGAUGCAAGGUAUCGGGGAAAAGUACUCGACGUGGGAGCCGACGAAGAGGGAGCUGGAGCUGCUGCGUCACAACCCCAAAAGAAGGAGGAUCACCUCCAACUGUACAAUUGGCCUGCGCGGGCUGAUAAAUCUGGGCAACACGUGUUUUAUGAACUGCAUCGUCCAGGCGCUGACGCACACCCCACUGCUGCGAGACUUCUUCCUCUCGGACCGGCACAAAUGCGAGAUGCAGAGCAACUCCUGCUUGGUGUGCGAGAUGUCGCAACUGUUCCAGGAGUUCUACUCAGGCCACCGCUCACCUCACAUCCCGUUCCGCCUCCUCCACCUCGUGUGGACCCACGCCCGUCACCUGGCUGGCUACGAGCAGCAGGAUGCCCACGAGUUCCUCAUCGCAGCGCUGGACGUCCUGCACAGACACUGCAAAGAUGACAAUGGGAAGAAGGCAAACAACCCGAACCACUGUAACUGCAUCAUUGACCAAAUCUUCACAGGGGGCCUGCAGUCUGACGUCACCUGUCAAGCCUGCCAUGGUGUUUCAACAACUAUAGACCCAUUUUGGGACAUCAGCCUGGACCUGCCAGGCUCUUCCACACCAUUCUGGCCCCUCAGCCCCGGAGGAGAUGGAUCAGCACUUAACGGAGAGAGUCACACCACUGGAGCCACAACACUGACGGACUGUCUGCGCAGGUUCACCAGACCAGAACACCUCGGGAGCAGCGCAAAGAUCAAGUGCAGCGGCUGCCAUAGUUACCAGGAGUCUACCAAGCAACUGACGAUGAAGAAGCUGCCCAUCGUGGCGUGCUUUCACCUCAAAAGGUUUGAGCAUUCGGCCAAACUGCGGCGGAAGAUCACUACUUAUGUCUCCUUUCCUCUGGAGCUGGACAUGACCCCGUUCAUGGCCUCUAGUAAAGAAAGCCGGAUGAAUGGGCAGUACCAGCAGACCGUGGAUCCCUUCAACAACGACAACAAGUACAGCUUGUUUGCAGUGGUGAACCACCAGGGGACACUAGAGAGCGGUCAUUACACCACUUUCAUCCGACAGCACAAGGACCAGUGGUUCAAAUGUGACGAUGCAAUCAUCACCAAGGCUAGCAUCAAGGAUGUCCUGGAUAGUGAAGGGUACCUUCUGUUUUACCACAAACAGUUCCUGGAGUACGAAUAAGUCCCUGCAUCAGCACGGCCUGCAGGAUGAGCUGAGGGACGACGCAAGGAUUUGUUUGUAACAGAGUGAUGAGAAAGGCAAAGAAACAUGCAAGAAGGACACUGUCUGCUGUGCAGGAGAAAUCCAACAAAUCUGACUGGAUGGGCCCUAAAGGAACUUUAUGUACUUGAAUUCAGGGGAUGAAGAAGAAAGCAGCAAGUCCGUGUACAAGUCUGCUAAAAAAAAAAGAAGAAGAAAAGAAAAGGAGUGCAGAGUCCUUCUACAUUUUUGUUCUCUUAUCAGACACAAAUGCAAGAGAAGCUUCACUUGAUCACAAAUGCUGUCCUUCACCAAUGUCUUGCUACAUGCUUCUUGCACAGCUGCAUAUGUAGGGGAAGAAGCAGAGCAACAGCUUUACACAGAGCUACAAGGCUCUGUUGUGAUAUUGUUCUUUCCCCCUCUCUUCAAGGCAAUCUUCCGGACACAAGCGCACUUGUCUAACACAGCUACGCUCCUCCAAAAGACCAAAUAUUUCAAGGGUGGAAGUUGUCUUCGUAUGCUUUUUUUUUUUUUUUUCCCAGAGUGCAGCUACUGGGGAAGGGAAAAAAGACGUUAAUCAUAGUAUUGUGUCUGAAGUUUAUUCCAUUUUUAUUACUUGCGAGCUUGUAGUUAUCGCUCAGAAACCAUUUUCCCUGCGAAGGACAUGAAGGAUCUGUUAUUUUCUGCCUGUCUCCUCGUCAAAAAUGGGGAAAUAGACAACACAGUAAAUAUAUUUUUAUACAUACUGCAAUUUAAAAACAUUUGUUUGCAGUUUUGCGUUCUCCCUAGACUCUCACGUUGUUCAUUACAUUCGUUACAUUGUGCUGUCAAUCUCAUAUAUAUCAUUUUUUUUGUACACAUGACUUUCAUGACACUGCUGCUAUAGGCUGCUUCUUUUUUUUUGUUUUUGAUUUCAGUCGUGUUCUCCACAUUAAUGAAACAUUGUAAUGAUGCUGUUUCAGGUAAAUGGCAAAAGAAAGAAAGUAAACAAAAAAGGAGGAGAGUCUGUACAGUGGGUCACAGGCUCAGUCCUGCAGUGUUAACUGUCGGCCGCAUGUUGCUCUAAUUCAGUGUGUUUAUAUGUGUGUGAAUGUGUGCACGUGAAUAUGCUCGAGAAAGAGGAGGAUUUAAAAAAAGAAGCAAAAGAAAUCCAUUAAAAAAAACCUCAGCUUAGGU
This is a messenger RNA of Pundamilia nyererei, 3076 nucleotides long. RefSeq names its product ubiquitin specific peptidase 22 (gene usp22). Gene Ontology annotation, biological process: protein deubiquitination. Lineage: Eukaryota; Metazoa; Chordata; Actinopteri; Cichliformes; Cichlidae. The transcript has 13 exons. The record is from RefSeq and is a predicted model, not a curated record. The coding region runs from base 362 to 1882 and encodes 506 amino acids. Gene Ontology annotation, molecular function: zinc ion binding; cysteine-type deubiquitinase activity.